Messenger RNA from Alternaria alternata, 2754 nucleotides. RefSeq lists its product as hypothetical. The transcript has 3 exons. Lineage: Eukaryota; Fungi; Ascomycota; Dothideomycetes; Pleosporales; Pleosporaceae. The record is from RefSeq and is a predicted model, not a curated record. Bases 324 to 2312 code for a protein of 662 amino acids.
GAGACUCUCAACAACGAGGGAUUUCUAGACAUUAAGAAAAACCGCGCUUACUGAGGUGGCCAUGCUUUUGUACGAGCCGAAGAAGCCGUUGCACAUUCCCGGAACUAUAUGACUUAGUAAACUAGAGUAAUGCUCGGCCUCCGUUACGGACGAAUCCCGGCCGCCGCCCCGAGGAGUCAGCUCCACAUCAGCAAUUGCCAUCGCAACACCUUCACCCCACUAUGAAAGUAACAUGGCCGCCCUUAUUUGGUAUGGUUCCGUGACAGGAAUUCGGGUCUCCGUCAACUACAUCGCGUCUAUUAUUUGGUGUCGUUAAGAGUAACAUGGAUUCAUUAAGCAACGCGAGUAACACUUCCAAGAAGAGACCCUCCAAGAGUCUUCGCCGGGCAUGCUGGGAAUGCAAAAAACCCAAGGUUCAAGUCGAUGUUAGCCCAGCGACAAUCAGCCCUCGCACAAGUAUGGACAACCCAGGACCGGAUCGGGUAGACGAAGUAAACCCAUGCUCGAAACACAUCCAAGAAAGGCUGUGCAAACUCGAGCAGUUAUUUGAGAGAUUCGUGUGUCGUAAAAAUGCCACCACAGCCGCAGUCAAUACUGCGCCGCGCAGUCCUACCCUCACUGCCUCGGGCUCUAGUGAGAAAGAAAGCAAACCGGAUAUGUCCGGAUACCGAAGUGACGCGUACAGCAUCUCCUCACUGGGCGACGGUAUUCUCGGAGCAUAUACAUGGACGUCAGCGCCUUCUAUCCGUACCUUGGUCGACAAACCGGGGACCAAAGGGCAGCCUGCAGGCUAUGACAGAAACCAUCGAACACUGGCAGCCCUACUACCCUCACAACAUGAUGCAGACAUCAUCUUCGAAUCGUCUAAUGGGUGGAUGAUCCUAGAAGGCAUCUACCGGGCUUCCAAGGAAAUCUAUGUCCACAAGGACUUGCAGUCGUAUGCUCUGGACAUGCAAGCCGUUGCACAAGAGCGAACCAUUAUCGUGGCGCGCACGCUUUUACAUUUGGCGAUUUGUAUCAACUCUCUCCCACCAGAGUUCGACUGUUCGCGACUCUCGAGCAUGUGGAAUUUAGACGCAACGAUGCAAAACUAUGUUUCAACGGUAACAUCACUUGUAACUUCCUCAGAUGAACAGAUGAUGACUCUGCAUGGACUCGAGACGCUGUUGCUCUUGGCUCUUUUUCACAUGAACAGUGCUUCACUGCGGCAGUCAUGGCUCGUUGUGCGCCGCGGUCUUAGCCUGGCCCACCUGAUGGGGUUCCAACGCAUUAUCGCGCAAGAGGAUCUUAACCCGGCAAUCCCGGCGGUCACGAAUGCAAAAUCGAUCUGGCGCUCCUUCGUCGACCUUGAUCGGUAUCUGGGACUACAUCUCCGCCUGCCGUUCGGCGCGGAUGACUAUCCAAUUGCGACAGAUGCCGAUGCACAUCUAAUCCAUCGUUCGAAACUCAAUUACAUGACGAGACAAGUGGCAGAGCUUGAUCGCGAUGUCUCACCCCAAGCAUACUCAGCGGCGCUGGCACUGGACGAACAGCUGGAGUUAUGCAUGAAGGAGAUGCCCAAGGACUUUUGGGAGGUGCCAAACAUCCCGUCUACGGCAAGAUCACCAGAGUCAUUUGCUACUUUGGAACGACUGAUGGUGCAAGUCUGGCACUUUGAGAUGAAGAUAUUCAUCCAUUUGCCUUAUCUACUCAGAGCACAUCUGGACAACCGAUAUGAUUACUCCAAGGUCACCGCGUUACAGGCCUGCCGAAACGUCUUGAUGAGAUGGUUUGCCCUUCGCAACUCAAAUAUCACACAAGCCUGCUGUCGUUUCGCCGAGAUCGGAGUGUUCAUUGCCGCCGUCACUCUCACACUCGACAUCGUCAUCGAGCUGGGCACAAAGGAGAAGAGCGAGGUGAAGAAGACCAAAGGAACAGAUUUUGCUAUGAUCUGCCGUCUUAUCGGCGAGAUGGAAAAGCUGGCCAGCGCAAGCCCACGCGAAAGGAUCGCGGCGCGCAGUGCUGUGGUGCUUAAGAAGAUCCUCUCGUCCCUAGACCCGAGCAAACAGCCCGUUGGCAAAGUACGCCAUACAAUACCGUUCUUCGGAACAGUGGAGUUGGAGUUUAUGAAGCUGCCCAUACGGCCAGUAUUCGACAUCGACUCUGAUGCAGGCAAGCUGUUGAACGCCACUGCUACGGGGCAACAUCUUCCAGUGUUUUCGUUCAUCGACAACUCUUUGUGGCCGCCGGCUGACGACGAGUCAGAUCAAUGGGAUAUUGUCCUAUUUGACGGUCUUGAAGACCGCGAUACCCAGGGCAACUGGGUGUUCUAGGAUGGUGUUCAUUUCGCUUGAGGUAUUGUUUAAUCCGGAUAUAAACCACUCUCAUCCCAGGGCUCCGGAUACCGCCCUGCGUGUGCAUUCAGUAGCGCACAAGGUCCCUGCGACCCUUUCUUUUUGUUGGAGAACAUUGGAUGCACGGUUAAAUGGGCCAAUGAUUUUGUUUAAAGUUGUCUCCGGCGCACUGGUUGAUUCACCUUUAGCGUAUCCUAUGUAAUAUUGUCGGUUUCUGCGUUUGUUUCCUUCAACAAUGAUAUCCCUAGGGGUGGCGAAUGGGCACAGGCUGGACAGCGGGGUAAAGGCGUUUCAGUAGCAGUCGCACAACAAGCGCGGAUGGUGUGAUUAGUAUCGCGCACAGGCGAAUCGAAUUGAAAGAUCAAGUCUACCAACAAGCAAAAGCAAAGCGCACUAGUGUCGCCAGGUGAUGCACCGUGUU